AUGCUGGUGUCCUUCGACGCGCCGGACGCCCGCAGCCUGCGCACUGCCGUCAACGCGUUCAUGGACCUGCUGGUGGUCGUCACACAAACGCUCGAGCGCUUCGGCGGCGAUCAGCCUGCCGGCGAGCUGACGAACUCGGAGCGGCUGGCGGCCGAGCGGGCCUGGCUGGCGCGGGUUAGCGCCGCGCCGGCGCCGCCGGAACCUGGCCAGCCCAGCGCCUACGUGCUGGCCAUGUUCCCCUACCCGUCCGGCCGGCUGCACAUGGGCCACGUGCGCGUGUACGCCAUCAGCGACGCGGUGGCUCGUUUCCAUCGGCUCAUGGGCAAGCAGGUGAUCCACCCGAUGGGCUGGGACGCGUUCGGACUGCCGGCGGAGAAUGCCGCGCUCGAGCGCCGCCUGCCGGCCGACGAGUGGACGCACGACAACAUCGCGCACAUGCGCAGCCAGCUGGAGCGCAUGGCCUGCUGCUUCGACUGGGGCAGCGAGCUGACCACCUGCCGGCCCGACUACUACCGCUGGACACAGUGGCUCUUCCUGCGGCUCUACCGCGCCGGCCUCGUGUACCGACGAGAGGCGCUGGUGAACUGGGACCCGGCCGACGGCACGGUGCUGGCCGACGAGCAGGUGGACGAGCAGGGCCGCUCGUGGCGCAGCGGCGCGCUCGUCGAGCGGCGCCACCUGCGCCAGUGGUUCGUGCGCACCACGCGCUUCUCGGAGCGGCUGCGGCGCAGCCUCGACUCACCGCAGCUGCGGGACUGGCGCGACAUCGUCCAGCUGCAGAAGCAUUGGAUCGGAGAGUGCGACGGCUGGAAGUUCGAGCUGAAGGUGGAGGACACCACCGACCCGGACUCGCGGCCGGACCCGCUCCUGCUCUGGACAGCCGACCCGCGCCGCUUCGCCCGCGCCUCCUUCAUCGGCCUGCGCUCGGAGCACGCGCUGGCAAGACGCCGGCCCUCCGGCGGCGGCGCGGCGACGCCCCUCAGCGCGCUGAACCCGGCGACGGGCGGCCGGCUGCCGCUGCUCGUCAGCGACGCGCUGACCUUCCCCGACGGCGCCGACGCCAUGCUCCGCCUGCACGACUGGCUGGUGUCGCGCCAGCGGUACUGGGGCACGCCCAUCCCCGCCGUGCACUGCCCGGCGUGCGGCGCCGUGCCGCUGCCCGAGCGCGAGCUGCCCGUCCGGCUGCCCCGGCUGCCCGCGUCGGGCGGCGGCGGCUCGCCACUGCUGGAAGCCACGGACUGGCUCAAGGUCGACUGCCCGAGCUGCGGAGGACCGGCGCAGCGCGAGACGGACACCAUGGACACCUUCGUCGACUCGUCCUGGUACUACCUGCGCUUCCUGGACCCGCGCAACUCGAACGCGCCCUUUGACCCUGACAAGGUCAACGCGCACAUGCCGGUCGACAUCUAUGUCGGCGGAAAAGAGCAUGCCGUGCUGCACCUGUACUACGCGCGCUUCAUCCACCACUUCCUGCACUCGCUGGGGCUGGUGACCUGUGAGGAGCCAUUCUCGCGUCUGCUGGUGCAGGGCCAAGUCAUGGGCCAGAGCUACCGCGUCACCGAGACGGGCCGCUACCUCCGGCCCGACCAGGUGCAGAUGUCAGAGUCAGGAGAUGCGGUGGACGUGGACUCCGGCCGGCCGGUCACCGUCCAGUGGGAGAAGAUGUCCAAGUCGAAACACAACGGCGUGGACCCGGCGGAGGUGAUUGGCGAGCUGGGCGCCGACACCAUGCGGCUGCUGAUGCUGGGGACGGUGGCGCCCACCUCGUCACGACACUGGUCCAGCGACUCGUUCCCGCCGCUGCUGGCCUGGCAGCGCCGGCUCUGGAUGACGGUCGGCGACCUCCUGCGCCUGCGGUCCGCCCCCGCCCCACCGGCGGGGUCCGGGGCAGGGGAUGAGGUGGAGCUAACGCGGCUUGAAGCGGAGAUGAGGGAGACGCGUAACUACUUCGUCCGCGCCGUCACGCUCAAUUUCCAGGAGACGCAUCAGCUGAGCGUGGCCAUCACCCGACUGCAGGGACUCACCACGGCACUGAGGAGGCUGCCCGCCUGGUACCAGGCGCAGGGCGCAGAGUAUGAGCGCGCGCUCGGUGACCUGCUGAUCAUGACGUCACCGGUCAUGCCGUGCCUGGCCGCAGAGAUGUGGGCCGCAUUUACCAGUGUUGUGCGACACGCCCACCCCAGCCACCAGCAGGACUGCACGGUGCUGGAGCAGCGCUGGCCAACAGUCGAUGAGGACGCCGCACUAGAGCUGAGCGUCGAGAUCAACGGCCAGGAGUCGGCCGUGGUCCCGCUGCCGCGGCGCCAGCUGGACGCGCUGACGCAGGCGGAAGCCUGGCGCCUGGCGCAGGCGGUGCCGGUCGUGGCGCGCUACACGGCUCCGGCCGCACAGGCGGACGCUGAGCGGGAGGAGGUGCUGCGCAAGCGGCAGGAGCGCAAGCAGGCCAAGAAGGAGCGGCGCGAACAGCGCCUGCAGCGACGCAGUGAACCGCUGCCGGCGGGCCACGCCAAGCCCGUGCGACGCCAGACGCAGUGA
Molecule: messenger RNA, 2535 nt
Organism: Pollicipes pollicipes
Lineage: Eukaryota; Metazoa; Arthropoda; Thecostraca; Pollicipedomorpha; Pollicipedidae
Product: putative leucine--tRNA ligase, mitochondrial
Exons: 15
Coding region: 1-2535 (844 amino acids)
Biological process (GO): leucyl-tRNA aminoacylation; mitochondrial translation
Cellular component (GO): mitochondrion
Molecular function (GO): ATP binding; leucine-tRNA ligase activity
Source: RefSeq, a predicted model, not a curated record